Messenger RNA from Amphiprion ocellaris (clown anemonefish), 4472 nucleotides. It is a transcript of the gene itga2.2, whose product is annotated as integrin, alpha 2 (CD49B, alpha 2 subunit of VLA-2 receptor), tandem duplicate 2. Gene Ontology annotation, biological process: cell adhesion mediated by integrin; cell-cell adhesion; cell-matrix adhesion. Bases 173 to 3730 code for a protein of 1185 amino acids. Gene Ontology annotation, molecular function: integrin binding. The transcript is spliced from 30 exons. Gene Ontology annotation, cellular component: external side of plasma membrane; integrin complex. NCBI's taxonomy places the organism in Eukaryota, Metazoa, Chordata, Actinopteri, Pomacentridae. The record is from RefSeq and is a predicted model, not a curated record.
CCUUUGCAAACACUUUGGGUCAAAGUUUGUAUCCGCAGGUAAGAGGAAGAGCUCAAGACCUUAUUUAGGAAACAUGUCCGGUGCGUCACGGCUCACUCGCGCUGCGCAGCAAUAACUUUGACAAGUGCAGUGGCUUCAUUUAAUCACUGACACAAAUGGAAUAAAGACGAGGAUGGAUUACUCCUGGGGGAACAUCUUCUUCACUGUCAUACUCAUCACUGACAGAAUCUGGCAGUCCCACUCCUUCAAUGUUGGCACUGCAGGUGCCAAGAUUUUCAGCGGACCAGCAGCAGAAGAGUUUGGAUACACAGUCCAGCAGACGACAAACCAUGAAGGCAAAUGGCUGCUGGUUGGUGCUCCCUGGAGUGGUUUCAGUCAAAACAGGAAAGGGGAUAUUUACAAGUGUCCAGUCUCAGGAUCCAGAAACAGCUGCGACAAGCUCAAUCUUCAAGACUCUCUUACUAUUCCAAAUGUUAGAAACGUCAACACCAACAUGUCCCUGGGUUUGACUCUCACCCGGCUGCCUGCACCUAGUGGUUUGAUGAUGUGUGGCCCUCUUUGGGGACAGCAGUGCGGCUCUCAAGACUUCUACCCAGGAAUCUGUGCAAAGUUAAACCCCCUCUUUCAACCUCAACCAGCCUUCUCUCCUGCCGUCCAGACAUGUGGAGGGCCGAUGGACAUUGUGAUUGUUUUGGACGGCUCCAACAGCAUUUAUCCCUGGGGGCCAAUGACAGACUUCCUACGGAAAUUGAUACCUACGCUCGACAUCGGGCCUCAAAACACGCAGGUCAGUGUCAUUCAGUACGCUGUUAACCCCAAGUUCGAAUUCAAACUGAAUCAGUAUAAAACCAAAGAAGAGGUUGUCGCUGCAGCGUCCAGAAUCACACAGAUGUACGGUCAGUCUACCAACACCUUCCACGCCAUCCAGUAUGCCAGUCAGUGGGGUUUUAAUCCAAAUCACGGCGGCCGACCAACCGCUGCCAAGGUGCUCGUGGUCGUCACUGACGGCGAAUCUCACGAUGAGUCCUUCAGAGAUACGGUCAUCGCUGAUUGUGAGAAACAAGGCAUCACACGCUUCGGUAUCGCUGUCUUGGGUUAUUACAUCAGAAAUAACAUCGACACAGAAAACCUAAUAAAGGAAAUCAAAUCCAUUGCCAGUUUACCCACAGAGAAGUAUUUCUUCAAUGUGUCUGAAGAGGCGGCCCUGUCCACCAUCGCUGGAACUCUGGGGAACCGGAUCUUCAACAUCGAGGGCACUGGAAAAGGAGGUGACAACUUCAAGAUGGAGAUGUCCCAGGUUGGAUUCAGUGCUCAUUACGCGAGCCAACAGGACGUGAUGAUGCUCGGAGCAGUGGGAGCUUACGCUUGGAGCGGCACUGUCGUCCAUCAAACAGGCACAAAAGUGGAUGUUCUGCCUUCCUCAGCGUUUGAGGGAACACUGCAGGACAGAAACCACAGCUCGUUACUAGGUUACUCUGUCACCACUCUGAGCGAUGGGUCGACAGAAUACUUUGUAGCCGGUGCUCCUCGCUCCAACCACUCCGGCCAAGUUAUCGUCUACACUGUCAACGCUCAGAAGCAAUCUGCCAUCAUAGAUUCAGAAAGAGGAAAACAGAUUGGCUCGUACUUUGGAAGCGUCCUGUGCCCCCUGGAUGUGGACAGAGAUGGAACGACCGACCUCCUGCUGGUUGGUGCUCCGAUGUACAUGAGCGAGCUGAAGAAAGAAGAAGGCAGAGUCUAUCUUUUCUCUGUCACCAAGGGGAUACUGAACGAGCAGGGAUUCCUCAGCGGUCCACCCCCAACUGAGAAUGCACGUUUUGGGAUGGCCAUCUCCACCGUUCCUGACCUUGACCUGGACGGAUACAAUGAUGUUGUAGUCGGAGCGCCACUCGAAGACAAAGGAAAAGGUGUCAUUUACAUCUACAAUGGACAGAAGAAGACAUUAAACAAACAGUUCUCACAGAGAAUCUUUGGCUCCAAACUGGAUCCUCAGCUGCAGUAUUUUGGAAGGUCUCUGGAUACUUACAAAGAUCUGAAUGAUGAUACGCUUCCUGACAUCUCAGUCGGGGCUUAUGGUAAAGUGGUGCAGCUCUGGUCCAGAGGUGUGGCAUCUGUCACAGCUGCAGCCACUUUCAAGCCUGAUAAAAUCAACAUUUUCAACAAACCUUGUGACAUUAACGGACGCAAGCUGUCAUGUUUCAACACCAACCUCUGCUUCACUGCUGCAUUCAGGCCUAAGAACCCUGUUGGACCCAUCGAUAUUUCCUACACUUUAACUCUGGAUGCUGACCUGCAGGCUUCACGAGUGACAUCAAGAGGACUGUUUACGAAAAACAACGAACGCUUUCUCACAGAAAAGACAAAAAUCUCAUCUACACCCCUUUGUCAAGACUAUCAGGUUUAUGUUCAGGAGACGCCAGACUUUGUGAAUUCUCUCAGUCUGAAAGUUGAAAUUGAGCAGCAGAAUGCAGAUGUGAACCCCGUCCUUGACAUAUUUUCUCCAAAUGCCCUGGAAUUCUUUAUCCCGUUCACUAAAGACUGUGGCUCCGAUGACGUCUGUGUCAGCGAUCUGGUGCUGAGUGUAAAGACGAGUACAAAAUCAUCCAGCUCAGCUCCUGUUCUGGUCAGCACUAAUAACAGAGAGCUGUCAUUUGAGGUGGAUGUGAAGAACAAAAAGGAAAACGCAUACAACACGCAGGUGUUGAUCACGUACUCCAGCAACCUCUACUACUCCUCCGUCUUUCCUCCUACCGAUGGAGUCAAAUGCACGUCAACACAAACAGAAACUGUCACGUGCCAGGUGGGAUACCCGGCUUUAAAGAAAGACCAAGAGAUGAAAUUUCAGAUAAAUUUUGAAUACAAUCUUGAUCAGCUGCAGAACCAAGCUGUGGUGAAAUUUGAGGCCAAGAGCGAUGGUAACGAGGAAAGACCUGCAGACAACAAGGUGGACAUAUCAUUCCCUGUUAAAUAUGAUGCAGGGGUUGUUUUAUCCCGACACUCAAACAUUAAUUUCUAUGUGGCGGACGCUACACUUCCAGUGGUAACAACAGUGAAAACACUGGAUGACAUCGGCCCAGAGUUUAACUUUACAGUGAAGGUUUCAACGAGUAACUUCCCCGUCAGCCUCCUGUAUCUCACCAUCGCUCUGCCAACGACCACUAAAGGUGGAAAUCCGCUCCUCUAUGUUACCAACGUCGAGACACAAGCUGGAGGUUCUGUCAGCUGUGAUUCCAGCAGCCUGGUCGAUCCUCUGAAGAUCGGAGUGAAGAGCCACACAGCGUCUUUCUCUGAGGAGAGCCUCAGAAGCAUCGAGAAACUGGACUGCAAGAGCGCAAAAUGCAAAUAUAUGAAAUGCAUCCUCAAAGACACAGACGUUAAGAGCGACUACUUUGUGAAAGUUAAAACCAGGAUCUGGAGUGGGACAUUUAUUUCGGCCACGUAUCAGACCACUGAGCUGACCACCAGUCUGGAAGUGGAGACAUCCAUCCCUGAUUUGCUCAUUAUCAGCCUCAAACAGCUACCAGUGGUUUUGACAAUCAGCAAACCAGGAGAGAAAGGUGAUGUUCCAGUGGGAGUCAUAGUUGGCAGCGUCAUAGCUGGUCUGCUGCUGUUGGCGCUGGCGGUCGGGCUGCUGUGGAAGUUUGGGUUUUUCAAAAGAAAGUACCAGCAGCUUCAGAAGGAAUCUGAUGAAGAUGGGCAGAGUCACGCUAACGAGGACGGAGUUUUGUGAAGUGAAGAGAAAACCUGCAGCCUUUUCUCUCUGCUGGAUGUUUCCAGGAUGGAAACUGGUACUUUUCAGUGGUUCUUGUAUAGCAAAGAGACUACAGCUCAGUCACUGGAAAUUGGACAUUUUAAUGAAAUGGAUUCAGUUCAGCUUGUGGAUUCCUGGGAUUCAAUCAUAUUUCCAGAGGAUUUUGGUCUUACAUUCUUUAUUUUCUUAUUAUUUUUUUUAUUGCUUUGUGGAUUGUACAGAGUAUUUGCUAUCAUGCACUGACUUUGAAAAAAUGUUAAGGCUGUUUUUUUCUCCACAGAACUACAUAUAUAGCAAGAAAAAAUAAAUUUAGGCUAUGGAUGAGAUAAUCGGCUUGGAUGCAAAUGUUGCCAUCCAGAAUUUUACACUGUAAAGGCAUUUAAUUUAUUUUGUUCAGACAAAUUCUCAACAAUGUGACUGCAAAACAGCUAUUCCAGUUAGAAAAUCUGACAAUAAUGAAUAUAGCUAUUUGUCACACACAUACUAUAGGCACUCUGUAGCAUUUACUGCCUUGAAUUCAACGGCCAUCUCUGGCACUCAGGGCUUUUUUGCAUCAAGACUAUUGAUAUUAAUAGCUUAUUUGCAAAAAGGAAACAAUACCUGUCCUGUAAUAAGUAAAAUGUGUAAUUAUUCUGUUUCAUUGUGUUUGUACUGUAUAUAUUAUGAGAUAAAAUUGUGAUGUUUGAUUUUGGGUUUUAUAUAUUAAAAGAUUUUUUGGCGA